AUGGCUUUGCAGGACUUGUGCAAUUUCCAGGACGAUUCUCUGGACAGGUUAACCAGUGAAUAUCCCUCAUUGACAUUUCCAAAGAAGACUAGAUGCAACUUUGCAAACUGUCUGCCCUUCAGUGAUGGAGCAAGCUUGUUUAAUUUUUAUAUACCAGCAGCAGAGUACCUGGAUGAGAGUCCGAUACAGUUUGGGCAAACUAAAGCUGUCCAGACUCAAGAAUCUAUGCCCUUUCUCACCGACCUUCCCCUCUCCUCCUCUCACUCCAUCCCUCUUCCUUUCCCCAUGUCCCACGGCACCACAACCCUGGCUUUCAUUUUUCAAGGCGGCGUGUUGGCAGCAGCGGACACUCGCUCCAGUUGCUCGGGGCUCGUAGCAUGCCCGGCGUCCCAGAAGAUCCUGCCCAUUCACAGCCACUUGGUCGGCACGACUUCAGGUACUUCAGCCGACUGCGCUCUUUGGAAGCGGAUCCUGGCCCGAGAACUGCGGCUCUACCAGCUCCGGCACGGUCGGCGGCUUUCUACGAGAGGAGCGGCCAAAUUGCUCUCCCACAUGCUCCACCCGUUUAAGGGGACUGAGCUGUGUGUGGCGGCCACGCUGUGUGGGUGGGACACAAACGGCCCAAGUCUGAUCUACGUGUGCAGUGACGGCACCCGCCUCCAGGGAACGCUCUUCUCCGUGGGCUCAGGAUCACCUUACGCUUACUCCAUCUUGGAUCAAGGAGUGAAGUGGGGGCUGACGUUGAAGGAGGCCACGGCGAUCGCCAGAGAGGCCGUGUACAGAGCGACCCACAGGGAUGCAUAUUCCGGAAACUUUGUGGACGUCUAUCAUGUCUCUUCAAAAGGAUGGACUCGCCGGAGCAGGGAGGAUUUAAAAGAGGAGUAUUACAGAGAAAAAGAAAGACGAGAGAGCAGGGGGAAGCAGGACGUGUCUGAGUAA
Cheilinus undulatus (humphead wrasse) is the source of this 939-nucleotide messenger RNA. RefSeq names its product proteasome 20S subunit beta 11b (gene psmb11b). NCBI's taxonomy places the organism in Eukaryota, Metazoa, Chordata, Actinopteri, Labriformes, Labridae. The transcript is spliced from 2 exons. The record is from RefSeq and is a predicted model, not a curated record. Gene Ontology annotation, cellular component: proteasome core complex. Gene Ontology annotation, molecular function: threonine-type endopeptidase activity. Bases 1 to 939 code for a protein of 312 amino acids.